Messenger RNA from Xyrichtys novacula (pearly razorfish), 30124 nucleotides. The record is from the annotation of a GenBank genome assembly. NCBI's taxonomy places the organism in Eukaryota, Metazoa, Chordata, Actinopteri, Labriformes, Labridae.
AAAAAAAGAAGUUCACACACAAAGCCACGCCUGCGCGGUGUGCCUCUCAUUACGAGCGAAGUUGCUGCAUCUUUUUAGGAAGCUACAUGCUUUCUUUCGACACCCAAAGGUCGCAUGGUGUCAGGGACGCGCCUAGUCACGGGAACAGUCCGGAGCGCGUUCAUGAGGUGCAAGAUCGCGCUUUAACAGUGAAGAGUAUCAAACAGCGUGCGGGGAUCCAACCUAAUGCUGUACAACGGGUCACAACGACCAGUCAAUGAUUUGCGCCGAGUAUUCGCGUUCUUGUCCGGCGGUUAUUUUGCAAACCUUUUCAUUUUUGCACGGGGAGAAACUGACAUAGCAAACUCAUCUGUAUGAUAGGGGAACAGGAGCACACAGUAUGGUCCGGGAAACCAGACAUUUAUGGGUGGGAAAUUUACCCGAAAAUGUACGAGAGGAGAAAAUCAUUGAGCACUUCAAGCGGUGAGUAGAAACAUUAAUGAGCUGUGUGUGUGUGUGUGUGUGUCUGUGGUUAAGUGUAACGACGUGUGCAUGGACAGCAUCUCUCUGUGUUGUGUCACAUUUGGAGAAGUCGGGAUGAAGGAAGCAGGAGGUUCCCCCGUAGCAAAGUCCCAUUUGGCAACUGUGCUGUCAGCUCCCCAUAAGCGACAAUAUUGUGCUGCAUUUCAGCCCAGAUAAAAGCGGCUAGCACGCUCCAAGCACGCAGCUAGCGGACAUAUGGUUUUGCCAUUUUGACACGGAUACUAACUUGCAUGCGAGGUGAUAACUUUACUCGGGCUUUUCACGUCGUGUGACUGUACAAACCCACCAGGUCACCCGUUGACUCUCUGAAAAGGCUACCUUUGCACCUGGCGACUGUAGAGAGGGCUCCUUUUCUCCAGCAUACUGUCAAUGUAAACAAACUCCAGCCUACCUGGCAAGCUGUUCGCAUUGUACAAGCUGUGCAUUUCACAGGCUGCAUCUUUGGCACACGCUAUGAAACCUACGGCUGUGUGUUUUCUGGUGUCUGACCCGGUGUUUCACUUUACUUUCUCCGAGUUGCUCUUCAGGUUAAUGCUUUGAACAAGCCCCGUGCACGCAGUGUGGGUUCAUUAGCACACGGCGUUACUGUCUGUCGUGGUGCACGGCAGAUGUUGCAAGACCCGGGUCCUUUCUUUACCUAACACAAGUCAGUAAUAUCAGAAAGGUGACGCGACAUCACGCCGCCAUCCACGCUGCAACAUUGUUCUGAACUGUGAUUGAACAGGGUGCAGGCUCUCUGUUUACUGAUAUGCAACACUGAAGUGGCUUUCUUGCGUUGACUUUGAUCACCUACAUGGCUUCUUUGCAAUAUUAUAUACCACAGCUGCUGACUUGCACAGCCUGCGGCGCGAUCUGGAGGAAAAUCAGACAACAUAUCGAUAUUUUAAUAACGAAAUCCAAACAUCGCUUCGUUUCUCCUCUCUGUUUUUACUCUGAGAGGAAAGCAACAAGAUGUGUAGUUUAAGCGGCUUUAGGUAUCAGUUGUUAACCUUGCACAGAGGGAAAUUGUAAAUAUGAUUGUGUGUGUGUGUGUGUGUGUGUGUGUGUGUGUGUGUGUGUGUGUGUGUGUGUGUGUGUGUGUGUGUGUGUGUGUGUGGCUCUCACGGUCGUCUGCGCGCUCUCGCCUCUUUCUUAUGGGCUGUCAAGGAAAUAACAGCCCGCCUCUCCGUCCAUAUGUGCUGGAGAGCAGACUGCCGAAAAACAUUAUAGUCUACCUAUAAGAGCAACGCUGCCUUCUUUACUGUGUAGGCGUCGCCAUAUCGGACGAAAGCUGCUUAAUUACUAACAUUAUUCAAGCCCGUCUGUUGGACAAAACUGCAACCCAAAAAAGGAUACAUUUUAUUUCCAACAGAUGAUAGAAUACAAUAUGCAAAUUAAAAUUCACCCCUGGACUCUUCUGGUCAUAGUUUUUAGUUUUUAGACGGAUGCAGCGAGUGAACCACAAAUAUGGUUCGUGUCUGAUCCCUGCAGCCCCUGCAGACCACACAAUAAUGAGCUACCUAUAUGCCGUUUUAUUUACAUUAGCUCGUCUAAUGAUGUGCGUAACGUUGUGUUUGGAGGGGAUGGUGACUGGCAGCGUGUUAUUGCGAUAGAUAGCGGAGGGGAAAGUGUGUCGGCGGCUCCUUUUUAGCGUGCUGCCUCAGCUCCAGCGUUAACCCAGAGGUAGUCCGAGCAGGCAGGUGCAUGACAGCCCAAUGUGUGAUAGAAGUCAUUGAAGAUGGGGGACGGCAGAAUGAGUAAGCAGUGUGAACAGCUUUUCUAAAAUGGCGUCGGAGGCUGUUCAAUGUUGGGAACUGGCAUGCCAAUAAAUUUAUGGGCACCCUACUGUCUCUGUCGGACGGCGAGAAUUCACUCCCGGGAGAUUUUUGGGAGGGAAAAGUCAACGCAUGCAGAUGAUAGCAGGCUCUCAAACCCCAAACAGGGGCUGUAAAUCUUGUGCACUAGACUAACCAUCACUCAGAUAUUUUUUAACGAUGUAUUCACAAGCGUUUAAAGAAAACAACGGGAUCCCUAUACUAAAACACACCAAUUUAAAUCUCUUUUUCUUAUUAUCCAGAUAAGCUUUAAUUUUUUUCAUUUGGUAGAAAUAAAGAGGAAAGUGUUAUAUAUUUUCAACUACUUAAAUUUGCUUUGGCUAAAUAUCCACAUAUAUUGAUUAUUUUUAACCCCCACACAGCAAAAUGAAGAAAUGUCAGGUCUCUUUAUAAGCUGCCAAACCCUCAUCUGUAUGCUUACAGCAGCUAUGAGCUUUGCAGAGUCCCUCCUCCCAGGAACAUGCUAAUGUUAGACAGUAUAUGCAUUUAUUAACAUGCGAUGUGCCAAGGUUUCAAACCCAGUUGCUGGGUUACAGUUGCCUUGUAAGAAAGUGCUAUAGAGCAGAGAAUAAGAGUAGCAAAGCUUACCUCCCACCUCUCCGUAGACACACACACGUACACACAUCGUCCACAAUGACAUACAGAUUUAGUCACAAAAAUACAAAGAAAUAAAAAUAAAGGUUGUUUUCAAAGAUGUAUUAUUUUCUCAAAUAUUCUGACUGUUCAUCCCCUAAUGGCAAUUCAUGAACAUUGUUGCAUCCCAAACUGUCUGUUGAACGUUUUUUUUAUUGUUUUAUCUUGUAGAUAUGGACGAGUGGAGAGUGUCAAGGUCCUGCCUAAGCGAGGUUCAGAAGGUGGAGUCGCCGCCUUUGUGGAUUUUGUGGACAUUAAAAGUGCUCAGAAGGCUCACAAUGCUAUCAACAAGAUGGGGGACAGAGACCUGCGCACUGAUUACAAUGAACCGGGCACAAUUCCCAGUGCAGCGAGGGGGCUGGACGAUAGUCUUUCCUUAGGUUCUCGUGGCCGGGAUGUAUCAGGGUUCACAAGGGCGGCAGGGGGGGGCGUAUAUGUUCCCCCCACGUCGCUCCACAGCAGAGAUGGACGCUAUGAACGCAGACUAGACGGGUAAGUGGACAAAGUUUCUCUGAAGGCAGGGGGAACCGUGGUUUCUGGUAAACACCUUACCCCCAAGCAUCUUCCCAUCAUCUAUUCAUUUACUUGUUUUGGGGGGGAGAGGAGAGUUCAUGGUUAUAGGGAUCCCCUCUUAAGUCCACGGAGCUCCGCCAGCGCUCCUGGAUUUAUGCUUGCAGGUAGCCUACAAGAUAUUUUCUAAGUGAAAGCAUGUUUUUACCUGAGAUUAUAUCAUACUACACAUGUGUGAAUAGUCAAAAGUUUAAAUGGCUGUUGGGGAUUAUCUUUGUGAGCUUAAACAUCUCUGUGAGGUGGAUAUAUCAAUUGCGGAAUAUGCGGGGCAAAUUGGAAAUCGUAAAAUUUCCCAGGAUUAUUGGAGAUUUCUGAAGAGAGAGAGAGAAAGAGAGAGAAUGAGAGAAUCGAAAAAAAAGAGAGUGGUCCACCGGCCAUCCCUGGGAUUCCCUUAAUCUGGAGUUACGUGCCCUGCUCAAUGGAUUAAUGUCAUCCUCACCCCAACCAAGAGCACACAUUAUUUAAGAAACCAUUGUUUGGAUUAGUCUAAUUUGGUUUUCGAUUAUCACGCACCCCUCACUUCUCACGUGGGCUGGAGUCAUGUGGAUAACCUACACAGGAUAUUUAUUCCCCUCUGUUGGAUUAACGCUGGCCGUAAGGAUACACUUUCAUGCUAAAGGUAUGGGUUGCUUUCUUGGUUUGGGUUUUUUUUUUGUUUUGAUUUGGGAUUAUUUCUAAUAUCAGGGCAUUACAAAUUGAGUACUGGGAGACCUCUACUGGUUAUCCAACUCAGUAGAGACAAGAGACACUUGUGAGCAAAGACUUUUCAUUCCUGUUUAUUUUUGUGGAGAUUAUUUUUACUUCUUAACGGCUGAGACCUGCAGAUGUAACGAAGACCCACAUGGACUAUGUUUGGAUUGUACAAUUUAGAGAAGAAGUGCUGGAAAUAGAGACUAUAAAGUUGCUGAUGGAGAUAACGGACCUCAUGUCUGUGGAUUACCUGCUCCUUUCCUGAAAGUGGAACUAUAACUAAACCUCGGAUAUAAUCCCAUACAGAAUUAGAGAAGUUGCACCCAUGAACUGCCUCUUGAGUGACUCAGCUUCAGUUUGGAUUGGAUGCAGGUUCCUUGGCUUGUACAGGAGAUGGACAUCAGACAUGAAAAGGUUGCAGAGUUUCGUAACUGCGGUAAAUGAUAUCCAUCCUGGGAGUGAAUAUAGUACAUCCACGACCAAGAAUCUGGAUUACCAUUAAGGGACAAGGUCUUCGAUGUUCUUCUGCCAUGGCCUGAUUUCCAACGCUGUGCCAAAGGAAUUUGACUGGUGUACUGCUAAGCACAGUGUGACCAAGUGGAAUGUGCCAGACAAAGAAAGAAGAUACAAGACUAGAUUUUAUCCCCUGGUGCCACGUCCCUGGAUACCAUGUAUUCAUUUUAUUGGACUCUGGUGCGACAGCGAUAUUUUUUUCCUGCAUGUUCGGAUGGAUAUAUUGACUUGAAUUGACAUUUUCCAGCAUACAAAGCAUCUCAACCUGGACCCUUUCAAGGCCAGGUUUGUUUUUAUUCUUUUAAUUGAAAAGGACACUCCAGCUCCUCCAAGCACACAAUGUUCGCUCCCCUGAAGAUGAGGAUUACGUUUUCUAAAAGGAACAUCUUCGCCUUAUUUUUUCACCCUCCACUCAACAUUUUUACCCAUUUUUUUCUGCUCACAAAGUUCUAUCUCCCUAGAUUGUAUGUGGAAUUAUAGGUCAAGUUACCACUCUCUCAAAAGGUUGGUAUGUCCUGCCCUGUGUAUUUUAGCUGUCCUCUCUAACCCCCUAGUUUGAACCCCUGUCUCUCUCCAUUUUCCCCACUAACCGAAGUAGCUGGUACAUAGAAUGUUGUUACUGCCUGUGUGUCUCUCUGCAGAAAUCUGUACUUUACCUUGUAUUGUUUUCCUUUUGCUUCCCCUCACUUGACCCCACCUGAAGCCCGUUCUCUCUUUAUAAUGAACAGAGCUGCACUGUAGCUGUCAUUCACCUGGAGUUUUUAAUCUUUGCUGCAAACUUGCACAUCCACUGUGUGCCAAGAUUUCAUACUUAGACUUAAAGUCAUACUUCUGCUCUGAUUUAAAAAAUAUCGAUCAAAUCAAUCAAAUUUUAUUUAUAUAGCGCCAAAUCAGAACAGUCGUUAUCUCAAGACACUUUCCAAAAAAAAGAGCAGCUCUAAAAUAUGUCAUAUAAAACUAUGAAGACAAAAAGAAAAUGAAGAUAAACAAAUUUGCACAAAACCAUUCACACAAAUAGAAUAAUCAUAAAAUCAGCUAAAUCAAACUCUGCCCAGGUCACAGACUAAGAUUAUGUACAAGUUUAUUUUCACAAAUCAAAUUAAUACAUUCCAGAUUAAUUGUAAAUCCAAGUUGUUCCCAUGUAAAACACCAAACCCAUUUUAUUCAAUUAUUUAACCUAAUAAUUUUUAGAUUUUGACACCAGUUUUAAAGAUACUGUAUAAAGUAUUUAGCAGCUUUUAGCAGAAAGUACUUGGUAAAAACAGUGUAAUAGUGUAUAACAGCAUGAAUAUGGAAAUAGUUUUGCUUUUGUUCACUUGGAUGAGCCUUUAAUAUUCACAUAGAUACAGAUUGCCAUCUUGCACUGCUGCGUUCCUACAGUAGCACAGAAUGGACAAAAUAGUAUAUGCUUUUACACUUAGUGGUGUGCGAAAUAAUGCAGCUUUUGGAUACAGCUGUAUGCAAAAGAAAUUUGACAAAUGAAGGAUCAUACAGCCAUGAUCCCUUUACAGUCAGAAGGGGUGAGCAAGGGAACUUUCAGUCUACAAUCUGAAUGAUAAAUAUGGCUGAAUGUCCUUAUUUCCUCACCUUCGGCCUCUGAUCAAUGGGUUAUAAAUGCGGUGCAAAAACUGUUUAACCAGUCACAUGGUGCAAACUGAGUUUUUAUUCUGAGGCUUGACCUCCUUAAAGUGUAUAUAAAUGGAAUGAAAUACUGUAUGUGAGUAAAAUAGUCUCUUUAAUUGCUUUUGUAAUAGGGGCUACGAAGGUUUGGAGAACGUUUAAAAUUCCUGUCUGGGUUUAGAUAUUUGACAUUAAGUCAGAGAUACUCCGGGUCUUUAUGCCGUUUUAACUUCCAUUGUGUAACAUUAUUGCAGACUCUGCAAAUAUUAGCAGGACUUUCUCAUGGAGGUUCAGCGUGGCUGUACUUUUGCUCUGUCAGGUAUAAAAACCCUGUGUUGAUCAGAAGCAGAUAUUCUGAAAGGGAUAUUUUUUUCUGCAGUUUUUAAUCGAGUUUCCAGUGACUGGACUGUAUCAGAAUAAAAGAAUAAUGUGGUUAAGCCUUGUGCGUACAUUGUACCCCCACCCCUGUACUAUGCUUUGUGAGUCAGCAGACAGCAGGACUCGGUACAGCUGCUCAAUUAAACUGUACGUUUCCAUGUUGGAGGGGUAUUUAACAAAUAGCUUUUGAUAUUUUGAAUUGAAUUGAAUUGAUAUGCAUUCGCUCGUCUCACAUAGGGCGCCUCUUUAGCAUGCUUCUGGGAUGCACACCCAUAAUUAUGCAGUCCACGUAAUCUGAAAACAGUUGAUGUGCUUAGCAUGCACCAGAGCAGACUAAUAAUCAAACACUGAUGGAAAUUCUGCCAAAAAAGUCUAACAGAAUUAUUUUUAAGCUCCAUGAAUAAUGUAGGAGCUGUUUUGUAUGAAGUGAAAUUGAAGUGAAAUUGAAGGCUAUCUAUUGAGCAGUGAGCCUGCGCCACCAAAUUAGCAUUUUUGAGAGCAUCCAGGGGUCAAGGUAAUCCAUCACUUUCACAGCAGACACCGUUUGGCCAUAGAUGUUAUUCAUGAAUCCAGCAUACAAGCGAUUAAAUCAAAUAAGUUGAAACAGAAUGUGCCCCUGACCCCUCUGUACUUAAUGGAUAGUGCACCCAGACACAGACAUAGUGCGAGUUCCCUAAACCGAUUCAUCCUCAACAUCCAGGAUACUGAGCACAUCCCAUGAAACCUUUUGUUCUCAUGCCCUGUGGCAAAAGCCUUUUGUGGAAAGACUUGAUGAGAGACUCCAUUUAUGACCCAGAUGAUGCAGGUUAAAUUUGUGUCGGAUGUCUGACUCUGAAAUUUUCCAGGUUGGACAAAUUAAACAUUGGUAAUGACUGCUAGUUGCAAAUACAGACAAAAUCAUUUCACUGGUCAAGGCUGAAAAUAAAUGUCCUACUAAUUGUCUCGGAGGCUAAAGUUGAAGUGAUGAACGCAGUCUAUCCAAGUGGUCUCAAGUGUGCUUGUAAAUAUGAUUGUAAAUAUGUGCAAUACUUUUCUGUGUCAGAUGUCAGGGUGAAUAUAGGCCUUUUUAAAAAAAAAAUCAUGUUCUUGAUGAAUUAACAUCAUCGGCAUCUGUGACUCAGAAGAGAGCUAAUACUGUUUAUCAAUAGAGGAAUAACACGUCAUUGCCACCUUAUGUAAUCCAUUUAACCAGUUUCCUCAGCGCAGACAUGGAUUGCAGCAGCUGAAUUUGAAAAAUAAAAAGUCACAUGCAUAUUUGCUCUGAGUCAACCUAAAAACCAUUAGAUGGAAAUUAAUAUGAAACAGAUACUCAGUUGUUUCUUCAUGCAAAGGCCGGUUCCCCUCAACUGACCACCCAUUACAUCCUAAACAACAACAAUUAACAUUUAAGUGAAAACACCAUCCUGUGUGUUUGUUUAAGUAUACAGUGUUGGGCAAUGAGAUAUUUAGCGACAUCGGUGAUCAGAUUGUAGAUUAAAACAUGCCCUUGCUCAACCCCUCCGCAUGUGGGAGGACGGUGGCCUUAGAGGACCAGAACCCCCCAUGAUCUGUGAUGUUAGAUAAGUGUGAGCCUCCAUCGUAAGAGUUUUUAGGACCAAAACUUUUCUUUUGCACUCGAUAACAGAUUUAUUUCCCCUAUUUGUCUUCCAGCUGUUACAUUUUGCACAGCCAAUAAAUGCUAAAAUGCAUAUUUUUCAAGUUUGUCUGUUCUGUGCCACCGUUAGAACCUGGUGCAAGGGGACUCCCUCCUUUUGUAGAUGUAAAAGGUUCAUUAGAAAAGGAAAAAAAAAUUCAUAUUCUUUUCAUAACUUAUUAAGUGCUGCUAAAAACUGUGUACUGUACCUUUAAAGUUAUAAGGUGUGAAGAAGAAAAAAAUAAAUAAAAACAUCUUUACAUUUGCAAAAUGAAAUGUCUCCAAAGUUUGGUCAAAGGUUUUACUAAAGCAGUAACUAAUAAGUAUCCUCUUGUCCUUAGUUGUUGGUGUUUUUUAGCAGCAUGUAGAAGCUAGCAAAAUCUGAAUAACCAUAUCUUUGUACAGAUCAAAUGAAAACAUCUCUGCUGACGGAAAAAGAUCAAAGAAUCCAAAGAUUUGGAUGCAAAUUUCAAUUCCCAGAAUUCAAAGUCUCCAUUGAGGCAGCUGGUUGCUUCUCUGUGAAUGUUCAGCAGUUUCUCUCAAAGCAGACAUUGUAAAGCUGAUAUCAGUAUGAAACAAGAUAAUUUUGUUGAACUUUUUCCAUUAGACAGCUGAAAAAAGGCUGUGAGGAUCUAAAAGAAGUCCCAAUAAACAGUGAUUUUUGUCUUUGUAAAAUUAAACUGAAGCAUGGUGCAACAGCUUAUUUCCCUACCCAAUUUACAGUAGCAGUAAGCAGCAUGAAUAUUCCAAAAGUCAGUAAAAAUAUACCUCUCCUUUGUUACCUGGUAUCACUCUGCCAAGUCCCUCCCAUCAAAUGAUGCACCAGAUAGUCACAGCAAAUGUUGUCUCAGCAAAUUUGCCAAAUUGUUUCACACAGCUACUUGCGUCAGACUUAAAGGAUAAAAAACUAACAGACGAUCGAUUUAAACAACAAAAAGAAAUUGUAAGGAGAGUGCUCAAAAGUCUAAGGGAAAGAACUGCCAACACAAGUCUUGUAGAGGCAAGUUUCAAUGAUGCCAGUUUUAACAGAGUGACUGUGAUUGAACAGUUUUGUACAAAUUAAACCUAAAUGGUUGCUUGAUUCAAAUGAGACAAUUUAAAUAAAAAAGUUACAAUUGGGUAUUGGUGCCCAAUCAAACAGAUUUACUUCAAGGAAUAUAUCGAUUAAAGCUCCUGUGAGCAGUUUUAAGCAGGUUGCAAUACAGUUUAAACCGAUGUCUCUUUAUGACCUAAAAAAGAAAACAAGACUGUUCACAAUUAGAGUGACAAAGAGCCGGACAAGUGUUUGGCUUUACGUUGCCCUUUUUAAAAAUGUGUUUCAUGGCAGAUAUUCUGAAUAAGUGAUAAAAUUAACUGUUCAAAGAUCAUGUACAGUGCAGGUGUACAGGACGAAAUCAGCAGGCACAAACCAAAAGUUCCUCACAGGAGUUUUAAUUUGAUGAUUUUAGUAGUAUCUAAUGAUCAAAAUGUAUUAUUAGUUAAGUCACCUACUGUGGCUUUAAUGUCUAACUUGUUGCUGUACAAACAUACAAUGUACAAUCAUAAUUUCGAUCUAGAAAGCUUUUAUGUAAGUUAUGUAAACGUAUCAUUUAUAUUCGUAAUUUCUCCUCAUACUUGAAUGGAAGUUUCUUUUUCCAGAUGGCAUUUGUACAUAAACUACAAACAGUUUCUAAUCUAACACAGUGUGUGGAGCCAUGUAUAUUGUCACAGAUUAUUACGAAUGCAUUACAGUUUUCACAUUGGCUCGCCAAAUUCAUUUUGCAAUUGUGAUAGAGGAGCUUUCUUUACAACUGAAAUGCACAACCCUCUUCAAUCUCAGUAUUGUCCCAUCCUCUCAUUUCAAAUGACCGAAUGAAACAUAGUGUUCUGUUUAAAAAGCCUCUAUAAUGAGUGUUUCCAACUGUAGUUAUAUUAACCAUAAUCCUCCCUGUGUUGGAACAUCAUGGCUAAUUUGCUGAUUAUAAUUUGAUCUGAAUUCAAACAGUGGUAAUUGCUGUCCUGUCCCGCUCAUUAAAGAGAGUUGGGUAAUAUGACUGCUGUAAUGACACAGCAGUCAUAUUACCAAAUUAAAUUCUGAUUGCUUUAUUCAGUAGGAGGAUGUGCAGGUCUGAACACAAUGUUCUUAUUACCACUGUUUCUAAUGUGCAUCCUCAUAAAAGAUGCUUUCAAGACUCCACAAAAGAACAAAUGGUGUCAAAUUGUGUAACAUUAGAGACAAAAGGCUCGUCGUAAAUCACCUCCAAAAACCUCCAACAAAGCCUCACAGAUAAACGAUAAAACAGCUUAAAAAGUAGCUUUUGUUGUAACUGCUCGCUGUUACAAGACCAAAAUGACUUGACAAGCCGUGAAAGCAUGAAUCUCUCACAUAAAUCCUUUUUUAAUAUAAGUAAUCCUUGUGCAAGUCUGUUAUGUCCUGCAAUUUCACUUUUUUUAAUAAGCUGCAGAUUUCUGUCCUGUUGAGCACUGAGUGCAUGCCUCUCACUUUAAACCUCCUCUAAGUGUGUUACGUCAGUUCUUUUUCAUUAGAGUGUUACACUAAGUUAAACCUGCCUUAUCAUGAAAACUGCAAAAUUUAAGUAUUUUUCAUUCCAAGAAAACUAUUCAAAAACAUAAUUUUGUGCUUUAUACAACCACCAAAUUUCUGAUACAAUCUCCCCAAAGAUGAAGUGUUAGGAUGACAAAACAUGGAAGACCAGAGGACUGACUGUCAUGACCAGAUAGUCAUUAAAAAACCCCUAGAUCUGUCUUUACCCCAGAAAACCGUUCCCCUCAUAGAUGCCCGAAAAGUAGACUAAACACCUUUUUUCCCCCACUUGUCUGUUGAAGACAAACCCACCAGUGACACCUGAUGAUAUCUGUCUGUCUGAAUUCACAAGCAUCCUAAAAUGAAACUGCAAUGUGAUGCUGUUCUCUCUUUCUGUUUAUUAGGGCGGCUGAAAGCCGGGACCGGGCGUACGAUCACAGUGCCUACGGACAUCAUGAGCGUCCUGGUAGCAGUUUUGAACGCCAGCGGCACUAUGAAACAGACUAUUAUCGUGAUGCGAGAGACAGGACUCUAAACACCACAGGGAGUGGGUCUGGUACCUCCAGUGGAAGUGGUUCAACGGUGUCAUCAGGAGUUGGUGGAACUAUUGUUAGUGCUGUUGCGGGCAACACAGGGACAAGUGGAUCAGCAGGGGCCACAUCUGGAGGAAGCGGAGGAUCUACAUCAAGCGCUGUCGGCUUCUACCGCUCCCACAGCAGGAGCCCUUGCCGUUUUGAGACGCCAGAGCCUCGCUAUGAGCCUCGCACCAGGGAGCCCUUUACUUUGGCCAGUGUGGUUCACAGGGACCUGUACCGGGAGGACAGAAGCCGGCGCGGGGAGCGCUCGUACCGCCAUAGUCGAAGCCGGUCUCCACACUCAACACAUUCGCGAAACCCCUCUCCUCAGAGACUGGCGAGUCAGGCUACACGUCCGGCACGCUCCAACAGUGGGUCAGGCUCUCGCAGCCGCUCCUCUAGUUCUGACUCAGUCAGCAGUACCAGCAGCAGCACGAGUGGAAGGUGAGUGACACUGGCUGUCCAGAUUUACUCUCAUGCAUGGUUGUUGUUUAUCUUUCUGCUUCACGUUCUGAAACAGGCGCUCGACAGUGUUUUAAGAGGAUGGGAUGUAUGCUGCUCAAAAGUUAUCCCACAACAAUCUUUGGAGAGGUUACAAAUUUUUAUUUCUCUUUAACCUUCAGGAGAAACUGAUCGUUAUGAAAAAUCUUUUUUCAAGAGUACAUAUAGUCAAGAUAGGCAAAAUUUGAGUUAACAAAGAGCGGCCAUAUAUGCAAAUAAAACACAAGAGUUGAUUGUUAUUCAGUACAAUACAAAUUAAAGCUUCUAUAGGGAGUUUUUUUAAAUGUUUAUUAUAGGACUGAAAUUCAUAUUGAUGCCUUUUACCCAAAGGCAAGACCAUCAAUGAGAAGAUUGAUAAUUCUCUUAUCCUAAUUUUUGAUGCCCUAAACCAGAGAGUGUAGGUGUCAGCCAAGCAACGAAAUGAAAAGCCCUGUUUUUAGGAUUUGCCACGUUAAAAGAUUCACAAUAGAUAACACAUGUGACCGUCAAAAGGUCAGCAGGAUAACAUUUUUGAACAAAAGCCAUGACUGAAGCAUGUAGAAGACAAGAUAAACAAGGGCUGCUUUGUUCACAGGGGGGCACCAAACUUCACACAAACCACAAGUUCUCUACAGGAACUUUAAAUGAUAUAAGUCAAACAUAUAAAGCAGAACAUCUACAGUCAAAUGUGUCAAGUUAUUCAAAAGCACCUUAAAAGCAUCCAAUAGAGCAGAUCUGUAAGUACCAGGUCAUUUUAAGGAAACAGUCCACUGAAAUGUUUUUUCUCCACCUCUGCCCUUUGACAAAGACAGUAAGAAAAGUUGACUGAUACUGGUUAAUCAGGGCUGAUACUGACUCUGACACUGACUGUUGGUUGUACUUUGGACUGAUAACCGAUAUUUGGAACUGAUAUGCGUUCACUGUAAAAAUUACAAAACAGACCAAGAGGGAAGGACACAUCUGCAGUGGAGACAAGGUAUUGCAACUUUUAUUUGAUUGAAUUUGUUAACUGCAAAAAAAAUCACUGAUACCUAAACUAGACUCGUAAAUAAAAAUAUACCAGAGUUUCAGUGUUUCAAGGAAGGAAUAACAACUGACUUUUAUAAACUAAGUGAAAAUGUUGUGACAGUGAACAUUGUACAGUAGAUGUUCGGCCUUAAAGAAUUAUUAAAAGGGGGUGAUGCUGGUGGUGGUGGGUUGUUGGGGGGAGGUUAGUCAUACUUUUUCACAUUUACACAGUUACAAAGUUCGGUGUCCAAACUACAUGUAUGCCAAGUUUCAAAUCACAAGGUAAACAUGUUUUGUCAUCAUCUGAGAGAGUAAACUGCUCUGAUCUCAGACGUGCAAAAAUGCUAGACUGUAGUUUAUGUCCAAGAUUUACGAAAUUUGACGGAAUUAUAAACAGAAUUAUAGAUUCUCCUUAUUGGUUCGUCUGAGCUUCCAGCAAAGUGGAACAGCCAGCCUCUAACAGCCAGUGAAGAGACACCCACAGUGGAGCGGGGUAACAAUAGACAUGAUAUACAAUAUACAAGAUGUCUAUGGGGGUAACGCUGCUCAACUGAUCGACCACAAUAGAGGGAGCAGGGCCAAAACAACAACCUCUGCCCUCUGCUGGCUUCUAGGAAGCCUCCAGAGAGGUGGCCAAUCAGAAGAAAGUAGGCUUGUGGAGGGGGUGGGGGCUGGGGGGGACUUAAAGACACAGCAGCUAAAACAAAACAUUUCCGAUUGAGCCUUAAAUGCUCAUAUUUUAAUAUACAACUGUGAGAAAUUUGAGGCUUUUUUAAAAAUCUGAAAUAGAAUCUGAAAAAAAAAGCAUGAUACCCCUCCAAAAGGAUCCAAAUACUAACUUUUUGUCAUUUUGGCAAGUCAGAUGUUUGUUUUAAUAAAGUAACACUUUUUCAAAAAAUAAGGUGGAACAUUGUGUGAAUAUCAGUGAAGAGCCCACAGAUUUGUUGUCCAGAGUUUUCUCGGGUGUUUUGCAGCUUUGGUUGCAGCAAACAUCCUUCAUUCUUGUAGAAAGACAUAUAUUGUAGUAUUCAUUUGCUGAGGUAAAGAGUGCCAUGCAAUGGUCAGGUGACGAUUAGGGUGUCCUUUGCUGGAUUCAAACUGCCAUGGCAUGUUCUGUAAAGCAACAGGAAAAGGCUGUUGUAGCAACAAAAGCUAAACUUUAGAAGGGAGGAUAAAGGUCCCUGAGAGUUUUUACAACUAGCUCAACUCCUAUGGUGAAUGUCAAAAUUAGCACUUACUCAAGAUGAAAGAAUUUGAUGUGGAUCGAACAGAAGAUAGCAAAACAACUGAUACAUUGACAAACUUUCAACUCCUGCUAUAAAAUUUAUGUUUUGCAAAAGCAUGUUACAUAUCUAUCUAUCUAUCUAUCUAUCUAUCUAUCUAUCUAUCUAUCUAUCUAUCUAUCUAUCUAUCUAUCUAUAUAUAUAUAUAUAUAUAUAUAUAUACAUAUAUAUAUAUUUAUAUAUAUAUAUAUGAAUAUAUAGCUGAACAAAAACAAAUGGGCUUUUUCAAUUGGGGAUUUCUGUAUCUGAAUUUUGUUUGUUUUGAGGGAAGGAAGUCUGCAACAGUUUUAGACAGAACACUAGUUAUGCCAACAAGCUAAGACAUGCAUGUGCAUUUAAUUUCCAUUAUUAGCUGAUAGAUACUCCUGUUAAGUUGCACAACAUCAUCCAGUGCAAAAUCUGUCACAUCACAUCAAUGCACAGAAACAUCACCCAAUUCUAUCUUUGCGUCUGCGUCUCUGAUGGAUAUAACAUCCUUUUGUUUUUAUGAAAGGUUGACUUUCAUAUUUUAUCUGAAUACUUUGUGAGGAUUGGCAUAAAAUCUUCACUUUCAAUGUGAAUGCUGUUGGCAUGUCAGAGACUUAAAGGAAAACACUGAGUGACUUGAAAAUGAUGAUUGUGUGUACCCCCUCUCUUUGAGUCAUGAAACUAAACAAAUAAAGGAACUGUUUCAAAAUAACCCUUAAAAGUGCGCUCUUAAUGGUUAUAGUAUCACCUGCAUUGGUUGAUCUUAUCGUUUCUAACUCAGUUGCACAAAAUGUGGUAUGAAUUUGCAAACAUUCAAAACAGUAUGAAGUUUGCAAAUUUGCAAAUUCUUUAUUUCAAAUGACAAAUCAGGUGUUGGCAGGAGGUGCGUCUUGGUUGGCAUCAACAUGUGGAAAAUGACUUUGGUGUCAUUUAACUGCUAUCAUCUAAAUCUGUCGGAGCAAUAAGGUUUUGAACUUGAUGGAUUUAUUACCUCCGCUUGUACUUUGGAAGUUGAAGUCCACUCUGCUUUUGUUUAAGUUUGCUGCUCUCCAGCACACCUGCACAUGUGCUCAGUUUAAUGAAUGCUUUAGACUGUGGCUGCAGCUGAGGUUGACUCUGGUUUUAUAGAAUAUUAUAGACAGUAAAUACAACAUAAAAAGCAGCACUUAUGUGACAUUUUUCCAAUGUUUUUUAAAGAUAUGUCGCCGGACACCCAUGUCACAUCUUUGGUUGUUGUUUUUUUUACAUAGAAUUUAAAUAUAAGUAAAAGGGUUUUAAGUAUUAGAGAGACAAGUGAAAGUCUAUUGUGAAGUUGUAACAUAUUAAAUGCAAGUUGUUCUCAGUUUUGUUAUUACUCUGGUCCCAGCUCUGUUAUGAAUUUGAAAUGCUACUUUUUCUGUUUUUGCUGAGUAUUGCAAACACGUUGCAUCCAAGUCCUUGUAGAUUUAGUGGAUUUCAUGUGGUGCAGAUUGUUGUUGAGCAGUGAUUGUGCAAAAAAGAAAAAUCCCCAGUAACAGAAAAAAUUGCAUGACAAGGCCAGGAAAGUGAGCAGUUCUACAAAUAAACUAGGUAUAUUUAUGCAUGGAUUUAUUCCACUACAUAAAUUCGCCUCCCCCUCUCCAUUUGUUUUUGGUGAGAUUCAUCAGCCUGAGCCACAGCUGAGCUGAAAGGUCUGACAGCAUGUAGCGACACAUGUGGUUUGACAAGGUAGUGCUAUGGGGGGAAUUUCAGGAGACGGCUGGUGUAUUUUUCUCACUGCCUACCUCUGUGUAUGGGUAAUGGCUCCCCCCCUCCGUGAGAUCCAGUUGGAACUGGAAAUUUCUGGCCAGUGCUGGCUGCCUGCCCACUCCCACAGGCCAGGCUCCGUCAGCAGCACUUCCGGGAGUGUCUUAGCACAGGAGGAGAAAGUGAGAAGGAAAUAAACAGCAGAGGGCCUAGAAAGCUGAACCACACAUGGUUUCUGGUUUGAGGGAAAAAAAAGGUGUAGGCAGCCAUGAAUUUCUCGCUGAUGUACAAAUCAUCUUGAUUUCCUAUUCACAACAAGAUGCAUGCAGAAAUAUCGGCUCUUGAGGGGGAGGGUGUUUUUUUUCUCCUUAGCCUCCACAGAUAGGCUUUCAUUUAACAAGAGAAAGUGCAUUCCCAGUGCGUAACCGUUCAUAAGAAUUUUAAAAUUUAUGGAAAGUGCUGCCCUGUCGAUUUUAUAUUCAUGUAAACCUUAUUUGUUGCUUUGCAAUUUAGUCAAUGUAAACACACAUUUUGAUGCUUUUAAAGCAAAUGCUUACCAAAACCUCGUUUGAUUUGUUGUUCUUGCAUGCAUAUGAAACUGCACAUUUGAUUUUAUGUAAAAAUAUAAUAAAUCAGAAGUUUGUUCAUAAUUUGUCCCAGCAUAGUUUAAUAUAUAAUUUCUACGAACUAUGUGAUUGGUAAAAGUGACUCAAAAUAUCAUCUUUUUCUUUCAAAUGGUAGUAGAAAUUGUAGAUAUAACAGGUUCAACAUUUAAGUCCAUGUUCUUCUUUUUCUACAGUGAUUCUAGCAGUAGUUCCAGUGAUGACUCUCCAGCUCGCUCAGUACAGUCUGCUGCCGUUCCUGCACCCUCGGCUCUUCCUUUAUCCUCCCUUGACAAGGAUGAGCCACGUAAAAGUUUCGGCAUUAAGGUCCAAAAUCUUCCUGUGCGCUCUACAGGUUAGUUUUUAGGUGCUCUUGUGAUGUAGAGAUACAGAUGGCCUCCUGUUUAGAAAUGAUUCAUGCUUUUACACCCCGUCCCUUAAAUCAUGUUGUCAUUACCAAAGAAUUUGUUUUAUUUUGAGGAUACUUACUCAAUGAAACCUUUUAUUGAUUAAUUUCAGAUACAAGCCUGAAGGACGGUUUGUUCCAUGAGUUUAAAAAACAUGGGAAGGUCACUUCUGUUCAAAUCCAUGGAGCUUCAGAGGAACGCUAUGGGCUUGUCUUUUUCCGCCAGCAAGAAGACCAAGAAAAAGCACUGGGAGCAUCAAAGGGGAAGCUUUUUUUUGGCAUGCAAAUCGAUGUCACAGCCUGGACUGGCCCUGGUAAGUUCUGAUAUUUAACAGUUUCAGAAAAAUGUGGGAUUAUUGACAAAAUGAAGCUGAUUCCAGUGACUGUUUACUUUUUCAGAGACAGAAAGUGAGAAUGAGUUUCGGCCCCUGGAUGAGAGGAUAGACGAGUUUCAUCCUAAAGCCACACGGACUUUAUUCAUUGGAAACCUGGAAAAGACCACCACUUACCAUGACCUGCUUAACAUCUUUCAACGCUUUGGAGAAAUAGUGGUAAGUUAAAGCUGCAGAAUGGAUCAGAAUCAAUUUGGAAAUCUUUCAUAAUCUCUGAAGGCUGACUGUGUUCAAAUCAUGACAGGACAUCGACAUCAAGAAGGUGAAUGGAGCUCCCCAGUAUGCCUUUCUACAAUACUGUGACAUUGCCAGUGUCUGUAAGGCCAUCAAGAAGAUGGAUGGAGAGUAUCUUGGUAACAACAGACUAAAGGUGAGGGUUCUUAUUUCCGCAGCUCUGCCAUAUUCUUGUCUUCUAAAACCAGGUUCAGCCUCAUUUAUUAGCCAAAUUUGUAAAAAUAAUUGAGUUCUUUAAGAUGUUCAAUUAUGAUAUCUAACAAUUGUGAUUUGAUAUCCGUCUUUUUCAGCUUGGCUUUGGAAAGAGUAUGCCCACAACAUGUGUGUGGUUGGAUGGAUUAGCAUCAAACACAACUGAGCAGUUUCUUACUCGCCAUUUCUGCCGUUAUGGACAUGUUGUCAAGGUGAGCGUCUUUAUUCUCCCGCUCAAAGUCACCCAUUGUUUACUUUUUGGCAACUUAAGGGCUCUAUUUCCCCCUCUUUUCCGCAGGUUGUAUUCGACAGAAUGAAAGGAAUGGCCCUUAUCCUGUAUAACAACAUUGAAUAUGCACAAGCUGCUGUCAAAGACACAAAGGGGUGGAAGAUAGGGGGCAGUAAAAUCAAGGUAAAAUCAAAGUUUCACAUGGUAUUGAGUUUUCCUCCUGCUGUAGUGUUUUGUGUAUUCCUGACAGAAAGUUGAAACUGCAACAAAACAUGCCUUUUAUUUUCUACAGGUGGACUUUGCCAAUCAGGAGAGUCAGAUGGCUUUCUAUCGUUCGAUGCAGGCAUCUGGUCAGGAUAUCCGAGAUUUCUACGACAUUCUCUCUGAAAGAAGGUUCGUGUUACUCACUUCUGGAACAAUCACUUUACCUCCAUACUGUGUUCAUUGAAGAUAUUAAAGCCUUUGUGUUUUUUGUUGUGACAGGGAUGAUCGGCGAAGUCAAUAUGAGUUUCAAGCUGAAAGACAAUAUUAUGAAAAUGUCCGAACACCAGGAACCUAUACCGAGGACCCACGUCGUAAAUACCCCUCCAGAAGUCGGGAAUUCUACACUGAAUGGGACCCGUAUCAGGGGGAUUACUAUGAUCCGCAGUACUUUGAAGACCCUAGGGAGUAUAGAGAGUACAGAGCUGACCCCUAUGAACAGGACAUUCGCAAAUACAGCUAUUUGCAGCGGGAACGAGAAAGAGAGAGGGAACGCUUUGAAACUGAUCGUGGGCGUGAUCAUGGGAGGAGGACAGUCGAGCGCAGCCAAAGCCCAUCCCACAUUGCCUCUAGACGUCCUGCCAGCCCCACUGCCUCUCCUUCACUCUCAGAAAGGAUACCAAGUGACCCAGACCGCCGCAUUCGCUGCAGAUCUUCUGAAAGGAGUGGUAGCUGCAGUUCAAUCUCUCCACCAAGAUUUGAAAAGCUUGAAAAGACACGAACUGAAAGGUAUAAUAAAACUGACAAGCUCGAGAAGGAUCGAGUUUUUGAGGUUGAAAGAGGGAGUUUGGUGGAAAAGGAGAAGCGAGCUGGGCGUAAAGAUCGAGGAGAAAAGGACAAAAGUGAAAAACAGAGGCUUAAGAAGCUCAAAGUUGCAUCACCCAUCAUACAAGCAUGUGAGCUGGAACCUGAACUUGAAAGAGAUGUAAGCCCUGAGUCUGUCCUUCGAACUAAAAACAGUAAAAUUGCAAAGGAGGGCUCAAGCAAAGGAAGGCUGGACCUUUUGCCUUGCGUAGUGCAGUUAACACGUGUCAAGGAAAAAGAAGGAAAACUAAUAGGUCAUUCAGUCCAAGAAAAACCAACUCCAAGAGGUGGGAGUGAUGGUCCUAGACUGGCAUCACCUUCAGCUGACCAGAAGAGUCCUCUGUUCCGGCCAGAGUCUUCAAAAAUAGAUAUCUCAAAGCACGGCAAGCUGCCCAGAGAGAAAAACAUCCACAGUUUAGUGGAAGUUAUUGAAAAAGAUGCUAAAAUCAAAUCCAAAAAGCACGGAAAAUCUGAAAUGGGAUUUGACAGUGGUAUUUCUGUGGAUAUGGACCGUUUAGCUGCAAGAAAAAGACGGUUUGAAGAGUCUGGAAAAGCUGACCGACAGAAAAGAACCAGUGAGGAGGAUCUUGUCAGAUCUGGACUUCAUAAACUGUGGAACAAUACAAAAGAUACAGACUUGGAUAAGAACCUUCUGAUAAAAGGGAUGCAUAAAAAGGAGCACCACAGGGAAAAAUGUGCCAGGAUGGUUUUGGUUAACAGUCCAAAUGAUGGACGAGACUGUGAAAACAACUCUAUAGGCCUGUCUUUGGAGCGGCAGUCCCGGCUAGAGGAGCUGCCUGAAGAUUCUGCUGAACAAUCAGACUCUCCAUAUCUUAAAAUGGAAUUAGAGGGCUCCAAGGGUGAGAAGAGCCCCAGUCACAUCAAGCUGUCUGAUCACAGCAGCCUUGAUUUGGAGGAAUUCAAAGAACAAAAACAGGUUUCAUCCGAGAAUGAGCAAGGCAGAGGGAAGUGUGUAGAUUCAGAUGAUGGAGAUGAACACUUAGUGCAUAAUGACAACAAUAAUAUUUGCACCAAACAAAUCGAACAGUGUCACUGGCUUCAUAACAAGAUUGGUGACCCUGACAAAGCAGUAAGAUAUGAAAAUCCGCCAAGUAUCGAGACACCUGAUUUUGACAAGGAUUAUCUCAUACAUGACGUUGGAAAACCUAUCCAGGAUAUGUCAAAUGAUGACUUCUCUUCCUCUAAACGCAAGAAAUUACAGAAUUUUGACUUUGAGAUAGUCAAUGCCAAGAGAGAGCGCAAUUAUGCAAGUUACCAAAAACUGAACGAGGACAUCUAUCAGACUAUAACAUCGUCUAUAGGGCAAGGCCAAUUUUCUGCUAAUGAGGAUGAAGAGACGGCCCAGAUUUCCGUGUCAAUCAUUAACAAAGAAAGAAAAUCUCCAACAACAGACAAAAGUUUUUCCCACACAGAGUCACUUAAAAACAGUUUUGGUCUGACAGCCUCCCAUUUCCAGUCUUCUGACAGCGAGCUACAGAAACUGAAGACAAACCUGCUCAGCUGUGACGAGGAGUUAAUGCAACGCUGGGAAAGACGAAUGAAGUCUGAUUCACUUCGAAUGGAAAUGACUUUUCCGAGUGAAAUUUCAAAGCGUGAAAGUAUUCACAAACGCCUCGGCCAGGAUUUGGAACCUGGAGAAGUUCAGUCUGAUUCUGAUGAUGAUGGAGAUAACAAACACGUUUGUCCAAAGACCAAUAGCUCUUUGUCGUAUAUCCUCAGGGAACAUGAUGAGAGGAUGACAGACCUGAAGCUUUCAAACUCCUUGGAAAAAAAUAAGUUUUAUUCUUUUGCACUGGAUAAAACUAUAACCCCUGACACAAAAGCACUUCUGGAAAGAGCCAAAACAUUGUAUUCUUCCAGGGAAGAUAAUUGGUCCUUUCUUCCCUCUCGCUUUCCAGCUUCCCACAGCUGUUCAGAUAAAGACAAGGUCGAGCUUGCACCACGGCCUAUUCCUUCUUGGUACAUGAAAAAGAAAAAGAUUCGCACAGACUCUGUAGAAAAGCUGCGUGAUAAAAAGGAGGAACUAAAGCCACAAGACCAGGAACGUCAGGACUUGUUUGCCUCCCGGUUCCUGCACAGCUCAAUCUUUGAACAGGAUUCCAGACGUUUGCAGCAUCUUGAACGUAAAGACCCAGAUCCAGAAACUGGAGUUGUUAGGCCUCCUAUUAAGCCAGGCGCUACUGAGGUACAGUCAGAAUCUGGACCAGGUGACACCUCACAAGAGCCCAUAGUCCUCUUCCACAGUCGAUUUUUGGAGCUUCAGCAACAAAAGGACAAAGACAAUUCCCCACCCGAUACAGAAAACGAGUCUGUUGCUGAGGGAAUUAAAAGAGAAGAGGUGCAAAAUUGUGAUAAUGUCCUCUCUGAUAAGAAAAUGGAGCCACAAGCAAAGGCUGAUGACAAAUCAUCUGGCUCUGAGCUAACGCUGUCGGUUUUACCUUUUGUCAUUCAAGAAAAACCUGCACAAGAAAAGAAAGAGCUUAUAACGCCAUCGUCAGAUCAACCUGUGCUAUUUGUGAAAGAAGAAAAAAUGGAGCCAGCUCAUGAGCUUCCUCUAUCUCAUUCUCUCCCUACAGAAGACAUCAAACACGUUGCUCCUAAGAUAAACAUAACCCCACCACUCAUCCAUGCAGAGCCGGAAAUUGAAAUGGAGACAAAAUUAGAGCUAAUUGAACCCAAAGCGAAAAUUGGAGAUAGCUUGGCAGUUGAACGUAAUCCUCUUGUGGAGGAUAAGCCUCCUACUCCUGGUGGUUCCCUAAGUGGUUUUGAGAAAGAGACUGCUGAAUCUUCUUACUCUGACUAUCCAAAGAUUGAUGACAAAUCUGAAAUCAUAAAGAUGGAGCCUAUAUUAGAAAGUCAGGAAACAAAACACAUUGAGGAAUCUCAGAAAAUGGAGACAGAUAGUGAGGUCUGUAUGCCUGAGUUAGAGGCUGAAAUAAAGCCGUUUCCCAAUCGCAGACAGCCAAAGAGUAAAAGAGCAAAACCAAUGGCAGGAUCACGCACUUCGCAACUUUCCCAAGCUGCUGCUGCGGAGAAACCAGCAACACGAAAGAGUGAGCGAAUUGACAGAGAAAAGCUCAAACGGGCUUCAUCUCCUCGAGCAUCUGAGGCUAAAACCCCAUCCAAGUCACCAAGCCAUGCAUCAGAUUCAGAGCAAAACCGUGAGUCAAGUUUGAUCCAUGGGAGAACACGUCGCAGGAAUGUAAGGUCAGUUUAUGCCACGUUACAUGAAGAUGAGCAAACUAGCAAGGAAGUGGUUGAGUCCCCCCGCUCGAUGCGCAAACGUGGCGUUGAUAAAGAACCAGUUCAGCAAGAUGUUCAGAUUCCAUCCACCAACGCAAGGCGAGGACGUCCACCUAAAAGAGGUGUGAAACGUGGUGAGGAUCUGUCACCAGUAAAGACUGAUCAGCAGAAAAUGGUGGAAGAUGAGACAGAAGUCAAAGAGUCUUCCACCCUGGCCGAGGCUGCGAAAGCCUCUGAGGGGUGGCGUUCUCCCCGCACCCAGAAAGUGCAACAAACACAGGUUGCUUUAUCCACUCCAGCUAACAAGAAAGGCAGUAAAAUAGACAAACAGUCUGGCAACACUGCUGUUGUAGCUGAACAAGCUGAUCUAGAGGAUCACACAGAGUCAGAACCUGAGCCCAAAAUCGAUGCUGUACUGGUGGGAAAGUUCUCUGAAAAGACCGAAAGUUCAAAAUUACCGGCUCAGAGAAAGGAGAAAGACCUAAGAGAGUGUGGUGGAAAGAAACCUGCUGAUGGGGAUAUCGAACCAUCAGAUACCAGCUCCUCUGAGAGAAGACAACAGCCUGAAAAGAGUCUCAAAGUGAAAACACAGAGGCCAAAAAGAAAUGCGAAGCAGGUCAUUGGGGAUAAGUCUCACAGCUUGAAAAAUCUUGAGAUCCGUGUGAGUGUUGAUGAUGUAAAAAGUUUACUCCGUUCAGAGGAAGAUGAGCCUGAGUCAUUCGAAGCCUCUUCUAUCAAGAAAUCCAAGCCGGGCAUUCAGGAGAAUGAAGAAACAAAGAUCAUCAGCUUCUCAAAAGAACCAAAGGAACCUGAUGCCCAGGAAAAGGAAGACGCUCUAUCAGACUCUGAACCUCCUGCUGACCCAGCUGCAGCUCUCUUAGCACGACAGAUGGAGCUAGAGCAGGCAGUUGAAAACAUUGCCAAGCUUACAGUUGAGCAUCCUCCCCGACCUUACAAAGAACCAAUUCCAGAGCAGUCCACCAUACUGCCUCCUGUCGUAGUAGAGCCAGAGGGUGAGGUUGAGGAGGAGAAGCCAGCUAACCCUGCAAGCGAAACUGAACUUGCUGCUGCUAUUGAUUCCAUUACAGCUGAGGAAAUAGAAGCAGAUGGUUUCCAAGCUCCUUCUACGUACACAGCUCUAGUUCCUACCCCCGAACCCCUGGUAUCACCCCCAUCCAAUGAGAUUAUGGAGACUGAGACACACAUGGAGAUUAACAAUAUUCCUGUAGCAGACUCUGAUGAAGGCCCUCUAACACCCAGCCCAAGAGGUCUUAUAGCAGAGUCUAAGGAAACUGAGGAUACCACUUUACUUGAAACACCCAAGAAAGCUGGUAAAGUUAGAGGAAAAACCCAAAAGAAAUCAAGAGGUCGAAAAGGUGCAGCUCACAAGAAGGGGGAUACGGCAGAGGGCAUGUCACAACCUGACCCCUCACCAAGCAAACUACCAGAGUCAAUUCCAGAGGACCCACCAACCAUCAACUCAAAAGCAGUCACUUUUACUGCGGCAGCUUCUGUAGUCACUGCUGUUGCCACCUGUAGGCGUGAUGUUACAAGUGCCAUAACUGUAGACACACCCAAAGAGGCAGAACAGCCUGAGGUUGAGCAGCCUGUUCCCAAAGAAUCUGCUUUUCAUACAGGCACAAGCAACAUCUCCAGCUCUAAAAAGGACACUCAAGCAGCAGAGCCAUCUCCCCCCACACUUGCUCCAGCUCCUACUCGCCCACAACCUGUACCCCAGUUUGGUCUUCCCUUACUGCGGCCCUCCAAAAUGUCUCUUUCACCAGAUUGGCUGCCUCGAUCAGAGGAAAGUAGAAUUUAUGUUGCUCCCUCAUGUCAUGUAACAGUGGUGACUGCUUCUACGCCAGCUUCAACUGCACUCGGAACCCCUUCAACAAAUCCCCCAAUGCCCCCUGAUACCAAGGCUUCAGAUAUCGAUCCAAGUUCAAGCACCCUGAGAAAAAUUCUUAUGGAACCGAAAUAUGUGUCUGCAUCAAACAGCAAUGCUAUAUCCUCCACCAUAGUGACAUCAGUGCUCUCAGAUCCUUUACGGAUGUCAGAGAAUGAAAAACCCUCAGAGAAAAUGGGUUCAAGACAGCUGCAUCCUGAAGAGAGGCAACAUUCACAUCCUCUUCCAAUACACCACAAACCUUUUCCACUGACAGAAUCUCAGCAGAACUGUAGCGAAAAAGCCCAGCAUACAGUGAUUUCACCUGCUACCUCGGUUAUUAGUCGGAUUCCAAUGCCUUACGAUACUGAGGAAACUCCACGAAUAUCCCUUAGCAACCGAAGCAUUGGCACACCUUUACCUAAGCAAAAAUAUAGAUCAAACUCUAAUGAGAACAGUCGCUACCAUGGCAUCGAUAUCGUCGAAGAUGGAAUGCGAGGGCGCUCUGUUGUUGAGACUACUCCUUACAGUACAGGCUCCAGUCCUGGCCUGAGGGUCAACACAUCAGAGGGUGUUGUUGUUCUUAGUUAUUCAGGCCAGAAAACUGAAGGACCUCAUAGGAUGAGAGCCAAAAUUAGUCAAAUUCCUCAAGCCAGUGCUGGUGACAUAGAGUUCCAGCAAUCUGUGUCCAAAUCCUCCAUAAAGCAAGACCCAGUUAUCUCAUCAUCCCAGUCACCUAUCCCAAAAGCAGCCCCAAGUGCUCCAUCUUAUGGACAUACAGGAGUCCUCUUGACAGGCCAGUCUUUCAACUCCCAACCUGUAAUUUCAAGUACCAAGCAAGAGAGUCUUGAAAAAUCUGAUGCGCCAUAUCACACAACAUCACCCGGUGGCGUGGUCAAGAUGUUCCAACAGCCAGUCAGUUCUCCUCAAGUCUUAAUGUACAGCCAAGCUGUGAUACAGCAUCAGCAUGGCAAAAAGGGACUGGGAGCAGAACCUGUACCCAAAAAAAUGGACAUUGGCAAAGCUGUUCAACAGUCUAAUCUCAGCCCAGUCAUGAGUCCACACCAUCCAUCACUUUCUGGAACUCGCAUGAGCCCCAGUCCUGGCAGCCAAACUGAUCGUACAGCUCUACACCUGAAGCAAGAGCCCCAGUCUCCACGGACAGCUGUUCAGUCCCCUCUACCCUUUGUCAAAGCCUGUCCUCCCAGCAGUUCUCCAAGAGGAACAUCUGUGGUUCUGGGUCAUGGCAUCCCAACAAUGUCUACAUAUCACUCAAGUAUUCAUCACCCACACUCAGAGCAGUCCUCUGUUAUAAUGCAGCCUCACAGCGUCACACAGUCAAUGGCUCAUGAGGCCAGGAUGAACACCUCACCAAUGUCUGGGAUAAACUACGGAAGGAGGGGUGACCCUCUGUCUUCUCCACACACAGGUCCUUCACAGCGUUCUACUACGCCACAGCCUAAUGUCAUCCAGAAUAUGGUACUGCAGUCUCAUUCCAGUCCCAAAGGGCCAGUAUCAGUUGGAAGCAGCAUCCAUGAGGAUGAUCCCAGACACUUUAACCAAGCCCUUAGUAGACCAUCAGUGCCCCAGCUCCAGUCAGAUGUAAUGAUGAUUCACAGUGAACAUCGUGGGCUCCACCCAAGCAUCCGUAUGGACCAGUACAGAGACAUGCACCAGCGCAUGCUUAUGCACCAGCAACUGGGAGAACAGGUCACUGUGGAAGCAAGGCAGUCUCGCACCUCAGAGACUGCUCCAACCAUGUCAAGCAACAUCCCUGGGCCAUCAAAGAGUCCAUUGGUGGGAAAGAGCAUUGAACUUUCCUCCAAAGAAUCUCUUAAAUCACUUGAAGGGAAGUUGAUACACCCACCCAUGAAUGAAAGCAGAAUCAGGGGAGUCCAUGCGUCAAGUCCUGUCAUGGUGUCUCCACAUUCUCAUGGGGUUCAGCUGAUGCAUCCACCAAGUGUGGGCUCCUUUCCAGUUUACCGGGACAUGCGAGGCUAUCCAUCCCAGUUUCCUGGACAGUCCUCAUCAGGACACAACCUGGCUAGCCAAGGCAUUGCAUCCUCACAGGUCAGUAAAUGUGCUUCAGUGGUUGAACUUGCUUUAUGUAUGCAUGCAUUUCAUUAAACCAGGAAAGCCUCUUUGAAAAAAAACAUCUCUACAUAGGUACCCUGGGCAAGAUCAGCAAUAGCGCAUUCCAACAAAGUUACAGACAUAGAACACAUAACAUUUCCUAACAUAUUUAAACAUAUCCUGGAUCAUGUUACAGAAACGUAUCAGUGAAAGCAUCUACUGCCUGAUAGUUAUAAGAGACAGGCGCGUCACCCUGAGAUGUAGUAAUAGAUGACAGGUUUGGUGGCUUUCCUCUUUGAGUUUGUAAACACCAUGAGUUUUGUUUUACCAGGACUCAGGAUAAAUUCUAACACAUGAAAGGUGUCUUGCACAAUAUCAAAAGCACCAUAAGUGACACAAUUCCUGAAACUGUGUUGGAGCAGAGCUGUAAGUAACUGUAUCAAAUUCUUAUCGGGAAAGAAACUAGUUUUGGAAUCAACAAAUAAGUGGUCCCACGACAGAACCCUGGGCCACACCAUUCCUCAUUUCAAGUGCUCAAGAGAUGAUGUGGAGUGUUUGAUAAUAGUUUUAUACCAAGAGACAGAUUACUCUGUCAGUCCAAUACUGAGUAGUCUGUUUUUCAUAAAUACAUGAUCUACAGACUCAAAGGCUUUUGACAAGACAGUUAAUAUUUGCUGCUCAGUUCCAUUUAUCAUGCAUCUUUUAGCUCCUGAUAUUCACAAAGCUCAAUUUGGCAUUUGUUUUCUUAAUCAGGUCCCUCCGGAGUCUGUGAUGGGUCAUAGGGAGAAAAUGUCUCAGUCACAUGGGGGAGGAAGUGAUUCCAAAGCUGAGAGUUCCCAUCUUCGCCAUGCUACCUCUACGGAUCUGGCACACAUUUCUCGAAUACCAGGGGAUGCACUCUCACCCUCAUACCAGUCUCCAAUGACGUCCCCCAUGUGUCUUACUCACAAGCCAGAUCUGUCUCUGCAGAAAGGCCCUCCUGCCUUCCUGCCAACACCUCAGCCAGCAGUCCCUCCAUCAGGUUCACUGCUGCCACAGCGUGAUGCGAAACUGGAACACUCAGGCCAUCGUUCCAUUGACAUGGUGCAGCUUUUGACGGUAGGAUGGCCGAAUCAACCAGCAGUGCCAAAGAUAGAAGAAACUCUCAAGACAAGACCAAAAUGCACAAUCGUACUUAGAUGUUUUAUGUUUUUCUUCACAGAAAUAUCCUAUCGUAUGGCAAGGCCUGUUGGCACUGAAGAACGACCAGGCUGCUGUCCAGUUGCACUUUGUUUCUGGCAACACCAUUUUGGCCCAGCGCUCCUUACCUCCCCCAGAGGGAGGUCCACUUCUUCGUAUCGUCCAGAGGAUGAGGCUGGAGGCUUCCCAGCUGGACAGUGUGGCACGCAGAAUGACUGUGAGUGUUUGGGCUUUAUUCUUUGCAAAAUGUUUAAAACAGUCUCUGUUGUUUUAAACAUUUUGUUAAUAAAAAAGAAAACAUUUGUAGGAAUGUGAUAUACAUGUUCACAUUUAUAAGAUGAGUCAUUCAUGGCAGGUGGAGAACGAUUACUGUUUGCUACUGGCUCUACCCUGUGGUCGAGAUCAAGAAGAUGUCCUUGGUCAAACCCAAGCCUUGAAAAGUGGCUUCAUCACCUACCUGCAAGCUAAACAGGCAGCUGGCAUCAUUAAUGUGCCCAACCCUGGCUCGAAUCAGGUCUGUGCUCAUUUAAUUUUUCUCUGUUGUACUGUCAAAUUUGACUAUUUCAUAUAAAAAGUAGCGUGAAGACUAAUCCCCUCUCUGUUCUGUCACUUUUCAUCCUCACAGCCAGCUUACGUAGUGCAGAUUUUCCCACCGUGUGAAUUCUCUGAAAGCCACCUAUCCCGCCUGGCUCCGGACCUUCUUAACAGCAUCUCCAGCAUCUCCCCUCACCUCAUGAUUGUCAUUGCCUCUGUUUGAUUACCUCCAUCGUUUUCCUAAACAAAGCCAACACCAGCCGUUUUGGACUCGUCCAGUUCUUUUUUUUAACUGGAAUUGCCUCAUAUUUUUAUGAGUUUGUCUUUUUGUAAAAAUCUGAUUUAGCACGUGCUCACCUUUUUCUCUCUUCACUUCACCGAGUCCUUAAAACAAUGACAGUGAUUUUCAAAACUCUACCUUUACAGAGAGGACCUGAAGGGGCAAACAGGAUUUUUGAUGACCAUUUCUGAUUUUUCAUUUCAUUCUUGCCAUUUUUGGAGUUGUUGUGCAUAGCCUUUUCUAAUUCAUAGCACCCAUACAGCUAUGGAUUGACCCUUCCUAUGGGAUAUUUUUUACCUUCAUAAAAGUGAUUGUGAAUUUCUUUUUUAAAAAGACAAAUGAUGUGAGAAGUCAUUGCACUAUGUUAAGAUGAAAAUUGUGAACUCUGUACAGAUUUGCGUAUAAAAUUACAUGUUAAGGAAUGACUUGUGUUCAGCUAUGCUUGAGCAAGCGAAAAGAAAACCAUUGCCUGGAAAAUGAUCAAGAAUCAGUACAGCUUGAUCACCCAUUCUGCUUUUGCUUCUUUGCCAUCAGCCAACUUCUACGUCAUUUCCGGACCCAACUCUCCACCCCAAGGUGUUCCCUGCCCCAGGAACUCCAGAGGGGACGUUCAGAGUUGUACAGUUUACACUUAAUGCCUCAAAAGGGGACUGUAAAAAGAAUAUUUAAGUUGUUUAUUUUUGUUUGCAUCUUCUUUAAGCCUAAGGGUAUUGUGGGCCGUCGUGAAACUGUAAAUAUUAUAAAUAUUUAAAGACUGAAGCAAUGCGGAGAGACCAAGUGAGUUAUUUUACAAGACGGAUCAUUAGAUGUCAAUGUUUUUUUUUUGUCUGUCGUCUUCGGGGCAAAAGGGGGUUGGCGGAAAGGACCUGUGAUGUAUUCAGUUAUGACAUUCAAGGAAAAAAAUGUUUUUUUAGUUAUUGAUUCUGUGCCAAAAUGUCUUUAGCUAAAUUUCAUCACAAGCAUUGUAUCUGAAACUGAAAUUGAUCAGAACCUAUUUUCAUAUGUGACUUUGUAUUUUGCCUCUCGGAGGGCAGAGUUGAUUCCUUUCUUUUGGUAACGUUCAUCAACACAACUAUGUUACUUCAGCCCUUUUUUAUUACAUUAUAUAACUGUAUCCUCAUGUUGAAGGAACCGUUGUAUGGUAGGGUUACAUUUCUGUUUGUAUUCCUUUUUUUCUUCCUCCUGAUUUGGUCCUCUACUGCCCCCUGCUGUCUGAAAAUCAUAUUCUAACACAUGAAGACUUGCAUACCGAGGUUAUUUGAGUCUUGACUUCAUGACAGAUUUGUUAGAGCAUGCUUUAUUUUCAAAUCCUAGAGGGUAAAGUCAAAUCAUAGAGGCAACGAAUGUGACUUGAACUUGAUAUCAUGCCGCUAUUGGAUGUGUUGCUCAUAUGUUUCCUCCCCUGUCCCAUUAAUGUCUUUUUGAGCCAAGCUGUACAUACUAAUGUCCUUAAUCUGUGCUCUUGUGUAUUUCUCCCCUUAUUAUUGUCUUUCUUCAGGGUCCUUAUUUUUGUUCUGUGCAACAAAACAAAGCAGUCUGAGGGAGACAAGAGAAGAUGUGUGUGAAACCGAUGCUGAAAGUAAAACCAUGCUUGUCAGUUUUGUGAUGUAAAUAUUUUUAUGACUGCAAGCUGAAUACUCUCAUGGUUAUGUUGAAGGCACUUAUAAUUUUUGAUAAACAAGAAGAAAAUACCUUAAAAAAAAAACUUAAAACAGUGAUUAAUAUGAAAACUGUCUUUUGAUCAAUCUUCAUUUUGAGUGUAUUUUGCUGUUCCUCCAUGAGGACAUUUUAAACUGUAAAAUAAAUGGUUGUUUAACUUACUUCUGAAGAUCAUUAAAUGGUCCAUCACUCUUG